Messenger RNA from Alligator mississippiensis (American alligator), 7910 nucleotides. It is a transcript of the gene IQSEC1, whose product is annotated as IQ motif and Sec7 domain ArfGEF 1. Gene Ontology annotation, molecular function: guanyl-nucleotide exchange factor activity; protein binding. The transcript is spliced from 17 exons. The record is from RefSeq and is a predicted model, not a curated record. The coding region runs from base 62 to 3865 and encodes 1267 amino acids. Gene Ontology annotation, biological process: regulation of ARF protein signal transduction; actin cytoskeleton organization. Lineage: Eukaryota; Metazoa; Chordata; Crocodylia; Alligatoridae.
CGGCGCCCCGCCCUGCCCCGGCGCCCGUGCUCUCGCCCCGUCCGCAGCCCGGCGCGGAGCCAUGGAGAGCCCGGCGGAGAACCCGAGCAAGGCGGCCGAGUACCUCAAGGAGCUCAACAAGAUCAUCGAGACGCAGCAGGAGCUGCUGGAGAAGCAGAAGCGGCGCAUCGACGAGCUGGAGCAGCAAGUGGCCAAGUUGUACCACGAGAACGCGCGGCUGCACGACGAGCACCGCCGGCACCUGGCCGCAUGCCGCCUGCAGCCCGGCGCCCUCCCCGCGCCCCCGGCGGGGCCCGGCCCGGACGUCGCCCGGCACGACAAGUCUGAAGGCGAAAGCUCAAGAAGCAUCAGGUCUAUAAAUACUCUGCACCAGUUUUGCUGUCCAGCUCCAUUGUACCAUACCCAGCUAACUGUCCCUGCCACACACUCAGAGUACAGGACUUCGUUGGAAACAAGAAGCAGCAUCUCUACUGAUCCACUCAGUGUUGAGGGUGAGGCUCCAAGUAGUGAAACUGGCACAUCUUUGGAUAGCCCAUCUACCUACCAUCAAGGACCUAUAACACAUAGUUCAUCUAUAAGCCCAGACCAUUACGACCACUCUGCUUACGGGCUGUAUUCUGUCUCCCCUGGGCAACAAAGAUCCCGGAGACAUAAGCUUCAGCAUUCAACAUCCAUACUGCGAAAACAAGCAGAGGAAGAAGCUAUUAAAAGAUCAAGAUCACUUUCUGAAAGCUAUGAACUAUCUUCAGACCUACAGGAUAAGCAGGUGGAAAUGCUAGAACGGAAAUAUGGGGGCCGUCUCAUAACUAGACAUGCUGCUCGUACUAUACAAACAGCUUUUCGCCAGUAUCAGAUGAAUAAAAACUUUGAGCGACUUAGAAGUUCUAUGUCUGAAAAUCGUAUGUCAAGGCGCAUUGUACUGUCCAAUAUGAGAAUGCAGUUUUCCUUUGAAGGACCUGAGAAAGUCCAUAGCUCCUACUUCGAAGGGAAGCAAGUUUCUGUUACAAAUGAUGGGUCAAAAUUAGGAGCCCUUGUUCAAUCUGAAUGUGGUGACCUUGGGGAAUCAGCUACUAUGAAAUCUCCAGCAGCAUCCACUGACUUUGCUGAUGCUAUAACAGAACUGGAGGAUGCUUUUUCAAGACAGGUCAAAUCUCUUGCAGAAUCGAUUGAUGAUGCUCUAAACUGCCGAAGCCUACAUUCUGAUGAAGUCCAGACACCUGAUCAAGUCAGAAGUCGUGAAAUAGAGAGAGAGAGUUGUACUCAAGCUAAGCCAGCAAUCCAUAAUGUAGAUCAUAGGAAACUUGAUGAGAUGACUGCAUCAUAUAGUGAUGUCACAUUAUAUAUUGAUGAGGAAGAACUCUCUCCACCCUUACCUCUUUCCCAGUCAGUGGACAGACCGUCUAGCACAGAAUCUGACUUGAGGCUUCGGUCUGUGAAUUCUUCUCAGGAGUACUGGUCCAUGACCCACAAGGAUGAUAAGAUAGACACUGAUACAAGCUGCAGAAGCACCCCUUCAUUGGAAUGCCAGGAGCAAAGGAUACGAAUGGAUCAUCUUCCAUUGCUAACUAUAGAACCACCUAGUGACAGCUCAGUGGACUUAAGUGAUCGCUCAGAGAGAGGCUCAUUAAAGAGGCAAAAUGCAUAUGACCGAGGGGUCUCUAGUCAACAAGGAAGCCCAAAACAUAUCCCACAUGUUAUUCCUACCAAGAUUAUAACUCGAGAAGAACAGGAGGCUAGACACAGGCCAAGGCCUAUUGAUAGUCAUUUAGCUAUCAAUGGCACAGCAAACAGGCAGAGCAAAUCGGAGUCUGAUUAUUCUGAUGGAGACAAUGACAGCAUCAAUAGCACUUCCAAUUCCAAUGAUACAAUAAAUUGCAGCUCAGAGUCUUCUUCUAGAGACAGCCUAAGGGAACAGACCUUGAGCAAACAGACCUACCACAAGGAAACUCGAAACAGUUGGGAUUCACCUGCCUUCAGUAACGAUGUUAUCAGGAAACGCCAUUAUAGGAUUGGACUUAAUCUUUUUAAUAAAAAACCUGAAAAAGGAGUCCAGUACCUUAUUGAGCGAGGGUUUGUACCAGACACUCCAGUUGGUGUUGCGCACUUUCUCUUGCAAAGGAAAGGACUCAGCAGACAGAUGAUUGGAGAGUUUCUGGGCAAUCGACAGAAGCAAUUCAACCGAGACGUAUUAGACUGCGUUGUAGAUGAGAUGGACUUCUCAGCAAUGGAACUGGAUGAAGCACUCAGGAAGUUUCAGGCUCAUAUUCGUGUUCAAGGAGAAGCUCAGAAAGUAGAACGACUCAUUGAAGCUUUUAGCCAGCGAUAUUGUAUCUGCAAUCCAGGUGUUGUGAGACAGUUUCGAAAUCCUGACACCAUCUUCAUCCUAGCUUUUGCAAUCAUAUUGUUAAAUACAGACAUGUACAGCCCAAAUGUGAAACCAGAACGCAAAAUGAAGCUUGAAGAUUUUGUCAAGAAUCUAAGGGGCGUAGAUGAUGGUGAAGAUAUCCCACGAGAGAUGCUGAUUGGGAUUUAUGAACGAAUUCGCAAACGGGAACUGAAGACAAAUGAGGAUCAUGUAUCCCAGGUCCAAAAGGUUGAGAAACUCAUAGUAGGAAAGAAACCGAUUGGAUCUCUGCAUCACGGACUUGGUUGUGUUCUCUCUCUACCCCACCGGAGACUUGUUUGCUACUGUAGGCUCUUUGAAGUUCCAGACCCAAAUAAACCUCAGAAGCUUGGAUUGCACCAGCGAGAAAUAUUUUUGUUUAAUGACCUUCUUGUGGUCACCAAGAUCUUUCAAAAGAAGAAGAACUCAGUCACGUACAGUUUUCGACAAUCCUUUUCUCUUUAUGGAAUGCAAGUUCUUCUUUUUGAGAAUCAGUACUAUCCAAAUGGCAUACGGCUCACGUCAGCUGUUCCAGGAGCAGAUAUCAAAGUACUAAUAAAUUUCAAUGCACCCAAUCCACAGGACAGAAAGAAAUUUACAGAUGAUUUGAGGGAGUCUAUUGCAGAGGUCCAAGAAAUGGAAAAGCACAGAAUAGAGUGUAAGUACAAAGCUGAGUUAGAAAAACAGAAGGGUGUGGUGCGUCCAAGCAUGUCGCAGUGCUCCAGCCUGAAAAAAGAAUCUGGCAAUGGGACACUGAACAGAGCCUGUCUGGAUGACAGCUAUGCCACUGGAGAAGGACUGAAAAGGAGUGCACUCAGCAGCUCCCUUAGAGACCUCUCUGAAGCGGGCAAGCGUGGGCGUCGCAGCAGUGCAGGAUCGCUAGACAGCAAUAUGGAAGGGUCCAUCAUUAGCAGUCCUCACAUGCGCCGAAGAGCUACAUCAACCCGAGAGUGUCCAUCUCGCCCUCACCAGACUAUGCCUAACUCUUCCUCACUCCUAGGUUCCUUAUUUGGUAGUAAAAGGGGAAAACCACCUUCCCAAGGCCAUCCACCAUCUGGCUCAUCACAGCAGCCUCAGCACCCUCCAGUAAUCCCUCAUCAGCAACACUCACAGCAUCCUUCUGCCAUGCAUCACGCAGGGCCAUCUGAGGGGCAGACGCAGGCACAAGUGCAUACUCACCAUUCACAGUACUGUCACAUGCAGCAGAAUCCUCCCCCUUAUCAUCACCAUCACCACUAUCACCCUCCACAGCAUGUCCAGCACCCGCACCAGUACCACCAUGUGCCACAUUCUCAGCAUUCUUCUUACAUGCAGCACCCACACUCUCAACAUACCCAUCCUGUGCACCCCCCAUUGCCCCCACCUCACCCAGGGCACUCUUCUCAUGCCCCGCACACUCAGCAUCACCAUGGACAGCCAGCUCCUUCCUCCACUUCAACCAGCACUAAGCCCAAACACAGUGGCAUCAGCACAAUAGUCUAGAACACACUGACCCUUUUAAUAACUGUAGUUUUAAAACACAGUUAUAAAGGCACUUACAGGAAGCAGCAAAUAAACUGUCAAUUUUUACCCAGCCAAACAGUUUAAUUGACUUUUGUGAGCUUAAAGCCUUGCUCUUACUAAAUAAAACCCUUCAAAUUAGUGUGAUCGACAUUAGUUUGACUUAUCUGCUUGGUAGAGGCUGGCCUUCUGGCCCAUCCUUAUCUUCAGUUGCCUUGAAAACCUGCUGCUUGCUGAACACUAGUAAAGCUACUUUUUCCACUGAAUCCUUGACAAUUUUACAUGCAUAAUAAAAACUUAACCUAUAAAAAAAUACAGGAAAUUUUGAUUCAGAACCAAGUGUUGCAUUCUUGCUCUUUUAUUGUCACUGGGCAAAAAAAUAAGUAGACCUGAUAUGGUUGAUGAAAGUACGUAAGUAAACUUUAUAUAAUAUAAAUAUAUACAUAUAAAUAUAUAUAUAUAUACACACACACACACACAGAUGCUGUAUAGUUAACAUUUGUGCUUGGAAAGAUUUUUUUUCAGUCCACAAAACUAGCAAUAUAGACUUUACAAGGAACUCCACUUACUUGAUAGGACAGUACAAUAGGUGAAUAGUAUAUGAAAGAGUAGACCAAAAACUUAAAAUGCUAGAAACAAAAUUCAAACAUUUCAGUAUUUUCAUUGAAAAGUCUUCUGGACUUACUAAGAUCUCUAAGCAAUCAUUACUAAAUGUGCCAAGUAACAUAGCAUUUAACUGUUGUAGUCAAAUAUUGCUUUGUACAAAUCCUUAUUUUACUAACAUAAUAAUAUCAUACGUAAUCAGUAUUAUAACUGCUCUGCUGUUUCAGGUAAGCAAACUAGUUAAGAUGCAGUAACUAUACAGUAGCAGCAUGGGAUAAUCAUUCAUCAGUGGUUAUCUCAAAGCAUUGGUUACACAAGUUCUUAGACACUUUAAAGGCUGUGAUAACUGUGAAUUUACAUGAUCCACAUUUCUUUUUUUAAUGCAUAUGAUUUAAUGGACACAUAUGAAGAGUUGUAUGAAAGGUGCAUGCAUACACUGCAAAAACAUUCAUCUCAAACAUAAAAACUACAGACAUCCAUCCUUCAGCCUCUUCAUUUCCUGUUUACCAUAAUAUCUCAUUUUUCCCAGUUAAAAUUAAUUCUAGUUUAAGUGUUUCUAGAUAGAGCUGCUUUGAAACUUGAAAGUUUAUUUAGUAUAGUUUUUAUUGUAAUUCCAUGUAGCCAUGUGCUAGCAAAGAAGUGGUUUCACCAUUUUUAUUCAUCACAUCUGUUAGUUUCCAAGUACACAGCACUCAGCAGGCUGAGUUUAUACUCAAACCUUUACUGUCAUAGUCCAGAUAGUUGCAAGACAUCACAUGAAAUCCAGCUGUGCUGUUGUUGCUUAUGUGUUGUAAUCAAACCAUUUGCAAAUUUGAGAUUUUUGUAUCCCCAAAUCCUGUACAAAAUUAUACAUGGUGCGUACUUUGUAGUUUCAGCAUUUGAGCCACUGCAAGGACUUUGCACCUAAACGAUAGAAACAAAGGAACCAUAACCGCAAAGCUGUACCAGCCAAAAUGCAAACCUUGAAGAGGACAAAAAUAAAGUUCCAAUAUGAGAUGGGUUUAAAAAAAAAAAAGAAGAAGAAUCAAAACUCUCUGUCUUGUUUAAACAAUAAUAAUUUACUGGAGCAUUGUGUGAGGGAGGAAUACUGGGACAAUGAGAACAAAAAGGGCAAACUUUCCAUGUUGGGUUACUCUUUUGUCUUUUAACUUUUGUUUUUUUAUUCCCCACUCCUUUUCAUACCAUUGAUAUCAUAAUACCAGCAAAACUGCAACCUGAGCACUUUGUUAAUCUCCAUAGAGAGCAAAUACAGCAAUCUAGAGUUUAGCCUUUUGUUUAAUUCUGUCCUUGUUUAUUUCCCACAUGUGCAAUAUCUUUUUUCCUCCUGCUCCUUCUCCUAUAAAUUAAUCUUAUUAUGAAAGAAACAAGUCUUUUUUAUCAUCAUUCAUGCUAUCCUAAAUUCUGCGGCUUACCUUAAAAUGGCUCAUCUAGCCCCCUAAGGCUCUGUUCUUUGCAGUUUAAAAAUACUGUUCUUAUAAGGGAAAGUAGAACUGUCUGCAUGUCAUCUAAUGUUUAAUAGUGUGAGGCUACACUCUACAUAUUGUAUAUUUGCAAAAUAUAUCAGUGUUACUGUUGAUAUUUAGUUGAAGUAAAGUGAUAACAUAUUUAAAUAUGUAGGCUUUUCUUCAUACCUUUGUACCAAUAGUAGAGUCUAAACGUAAUUUAUAGGUUGUUCCAGAAAAGAUAAAGAUUCCAUUUAGCUACAAAAGUUUUCUUUCUGAAACUGUAUCUUAUUAUUAAAAUGGGGUGAAAACAUUCCUCUCAAUUGCAUGCUAUAUAUUCUGUACAUGUUCUAGAUAUAAACAUACUGGCAGUAGUGGAAAUCCUGCAUCCUGAACAAGUGCAGAAUAUGGAACAGAUCUGUUAUGCCAUAGAAAGUACAGUUUAGCCCCAAGACCCAAAUAUUUCAGAUGUAUUUUUGUUUUGUUUUGUGUUUCCAAGUAAGCCUUUGGUAUAAUGUAGUUUUACUUUGUACGCCACAUAUUAAGCCAUGUUCACUGAUUUUUUUUUUCCUGUAUAAUUGACUGAAUGUGCAAAAAUUGUCACAAAUCUUGUGCAUGUAACAAACCAUCCACACAUUUUCAUACACAUACAGAAAAAGGGUGCUGCCUUCUCAGAGGUGCACUAGGUUGCACAUGCAAAGUCAGAAAGUGUCUUAAAACUAGCUAAAAAAUCUAGUCCUUUGAAAACACAAUCUUUAGAAACUUUGUCAUAGUUAAGUCAAUGAUCAGAGAUACAGUGGACUCACUGUUCCUUGUUUGGAAGUAAUUAUUUCUAAGAAACAACUAUGUCUUGGUGUUAGCAUAAGUCUUUAAGAGCUUUGCUGCUAGUUUAGGGGAGCAGUCUAGCCGGUCAGAAUACACCAUAGAUUAACAUUUGCUUAGAACACAGUGGAUCACUCCUAGAAGAGGGAGGUGCCAAUAUGUUGAUCUAUUGGAGAAAAUGAAUUUUUCUAGCCUGCAGGCAGGGGUAGAAUGGAAGGAUUUUUGUCAUAUUUCCUUAUUGAUUAAAAAUCAGCACAAAACACUGUAGAGGGACCAUGUUUCUCUGUUCCAAUAAAUAAUGUGGCUAAGUAAUGUCAAAGUGAAAGAAUUAAAAGGAAAACUGAAGAAUGCAGAUUGCAAAAAAAUCUUUUCUGGGACAACAGUCAAAUAUGUAUUUUUUUUUAAUUUUUUAAGUUAAAAAUAAAAUGUACAACAGUGUAAAAAAAAUCAUUCUAAUAUAAUGUACAUGUCUUGUAUUGCUAAAAAAGUCUUCAAACAUACAGUGUAGAAUGAUUUUCCCAUCAUGUACUGCAUGCAGCAGAAGCCUCUUGUUUCUUGAUAAAAUGAGCUGAAAGAUGGUCAGCAGAUAUUUAAACAAUGAAUCUCUAGAUGUUGACUUGCUGUUUCAUAUGAAGCUGUGUGUUUUCUGCAGUUAAGCAUGCAUUUUGCUGUUUCCGUUGUAAAAUAUCAUCACACUUCUUGCCUGCAAAAUGAGUUAUUGUGUAUAUAUUUAAAACAAACAUGGAACCAAUAACAAGAUUAAACUGGGGGAGGGGGGAGGGUGGUGGGAAUGGGACCAAGUAGGGGGAAUAGAUAAUUCUCUAAAUUGUAUAUAGUGUGUAAAUUAGUAUUACUUAUAAGUCUGCAGUCACUUUGAGGUUACCUACAGCAACUGUCUCCUGCUAGGAACUUUAAUUCAGCUUUGAGUUGUAUUAAACUGUUAGCAUUAGGUCUUGAAUGCAGACUGUUAAAGACUUCAAGAAACACCAUGCUCACAAGAAACUUCUGUUCUGGGGAGGCUCAAGACCCAUUUUGUAACUGGAGAAGAGAGGAGUGCUUUCAUUUUAAUAUGCAUUCUGUUUGUAAGUAGUAGCAGACCUUAUUGAUGUAAAACUCUAACUGUGAUCAUGUGGAGAAAUUAAAUAAAUCAUUUAAAACUC